Drosophila albomicans is the source of this 1215-nucleotide messenger RNA. Its product is annotated as fumarylacetoacetate hydrolase domain-containing protein 2. The record is from RefSeq and is a predicted model, not a curated record. The transcript is spliced from 3 exons. Gene Ontology annotation, molecular function: hydro-lyase activity. The coding region runs from base 175 to 1200 and encodes 341 amino acids. Lineage: Eukaryota; Metazoa; Arthropoda; Insecta; Diptera; Drosophilidae.
UUGCGAACAAUGGCAGAUACUCAGAUUUAAUUUUCAAAUUUGUAGGUCUAAAUUUUAAGUGAAAUCAAAAAAUAAGAAAUUUUACAUAAACCGGUGCAUUUUAGCUGGCAAAGAUUACGCUAUCUCCAAUAUUUAAACACUAUUCGUAAUAAAACAAUUAGAUGACGUUUGGCAAUGAGAGCAGCAGUAUCCUUGUUGCGUAAUCAUUUUGGUUUCGCACACUUACACGUCAAGUCAGCACAAUUCGAGAAGUAUCGCUUUAAUCCACUCAAAGGCAAACCAUUGGAAUCUGUUAAGCCCUCCAGCCACAACGAAUACAGCAAGCCAAAAUGCCGUUUCAUGCAGUACAUACGAGCCGGCGAUACCGCCAAACAUUUGGGCAUGGUUUCUGAGAAUGGUUCCAAAAUGAUCGAGUUGUCGACCAUGACUUGUGCCUCACCAGAGAUGAUGCAGUUCAUCCAGCAACGUUACUGCAUGGACAGCCUGCUCGAUAGCUCCCAGUUUAUGGAAGUGAACGAUGUGAUGGACGAUCUGCGACUAUUGCCGCCACUUGAAGCGCCAGGCAAAAUAAUUGGCGUUACAUCCAACUACUACGACAGUUGCAAUGAACAGAAAGUUAAUAUUCCCAAAUAUCCGGAAUUUUUUGUGAAAUUCAACACUGCAGUAACUGGAGCAUUGGAUAACAUACGUGCUCAUCACAUAGCCAAGCGGAUUGAUUACGGCUGCCAAUUGGCCGUUGUCAUUGGUAGCAAGUGUCGCAAUGUGCCGCGUCUCUCGGCUAUGGGUUGUGUUUUUGGUUAUACGAUUGCACAGGAUAUCACCGCCCGGGAUUGGAAUGUCCUGAUGGGUGGUCAAACGUUGUUGAGUAAAUCGCUGGAUUCGUUUUGUCCGUUGGGUUCGGUUAUUGUGCACAAAUGUCAUGUACCCGAUGUGAAUAAUUUGUGGAUUAAGACACUGGUCAAUGGCGAGCAACGCCAGUGCGGCAACACACGUAAUAUGAUCUUCAAGAUCGACAAUAUUAUACAUCGACUGUCACAAUUCAUGACUCUCUGUCCUGGUGACAUUAUUUUAACUGGAACGCCCGCUGGAGUCGGCGCUCAUCGCUCACCAUCGUGCUUUCUUAAACCGGGUGAUCUUGUCGAGAGUGAAAUACAGAAAUUAGGUAAAAUGCGUAAUAAAGUUGUUAAUCCGUAUGCUUAAGCACUAAGAAACCAA